AUGGGCCUUCAGUCCUUCCUUCUUACGGCCAGCCUAGCGCUGCUUGCCAACGCUUCACCCAUUUCACUUGCACCAAGAGCUGUUUCCUGUCCCGGCGCCAACAACUCUCUUUUCACCGUCCCAGCAACGGGAACAAGCUAUCGCGUACAAUGCUCCACCGACUACUACGGAAACGACAUGCCCGGUAAUCCCGUCUGGGUCGGCUCCCUCGACGCCUGCAUUACCGCCUGCGACUCGAAGCAGGGUUGCAAAGCCGUCGCCUGGGUUUCAAAGGACGGUGGUUGCUACCUGAAGAGCGCAGCCGGCACAGCGAGUGCGAAUGGCAACGUCUGGGCCGCGAAGUUCAACGCCGCUGGCACCCCGAAGGCGACUUCGCCCUCCGCCCCCACCCCAACCACCGUCGCCGCCCCUGGAAGCGGCAAGCGUGGCCUCGCCUACAAUGAUGCCUCCCUCACCUCCAUUACAUCAGGCACGAAGUCCAAACUCACCUGGGCCUACAACUGGUUUUCCGCGCCCGGCGCCGGCCAGAACAAAGCCCUGACCUUCAUACCCAUGCUCUGGAGUGACCGAGCCGACCACACAACUCCCUGGGCCGCAAACGCCAACGCCGCCAUUGCCGCGGGCGCCAACACGCUCCUCGCUUUCAACGAGCCGGACCAGUGUGGCGGCGGCGGGUCGUGCAUGCCCAUGGCCAACGCCGUCGCGGCCUACAAGAAGCACAUGCAGCCCUUUGCCGGCAAAGCGAAGCUCGGCGCUCCGGCCGUCACGAACGGCGGCGGGACCAUGGGGCUGAACUGGCUGAAGACGUUCAUCACGCAGUGCACGGGCUGCACGAUCGAUGUCAUCCCGAUCCACUGGUACGACUCCGCGACCAAUGUGGCCUACUUCAAGAAUCAUAUCCAGGAGGCGUAUAAGGCGGGAGGCAAUCGGCCGUUGUGGAUCACAGAGUUUGGCGCGAGCGGCACCGAGGCGCAGAAGAUUGAGUUCUUGAAGCAGGUCAUGCCGUGGUUGGAUAGUCUGAGCUAUGUCCAGAGGUAUUCGUACUUCAUGGACUCGAAAGGCAUUUUGGUUAACUCGAAUGGGGCGGGUAUGACUCCGUUGGGUCAGGUUUUCGACAGCUAUUGA
Molecule: messenger RNA, 1125 nt
Organism: Coniosporium apollinis CBS 100218
Lineage: Eukaryota; Fungi; Ascomycota; Dothideomycetes
Exons: 1
Coding region: 1-1125 (374 amino acids)
Biological process (GO): proteolysis; fungal-type cell wall polysaccharide metabolic process
Cellular component (GO): fungal-type cell wall; extracellular region
Molecular function (GO): protein binding
Source: RefSeq, a predicted model, not a curated record